Amorphotheca resinae ATCC 22711 is the source of this 1212-nucleotide messenger RNA. RefSeq lists its product as hypothetical. The transcript has a single exon. The record is from RefSeq and is a predicted model, not a curated record. The coding region runs from base 382 to 945 and encodes 187 amino acids. NCBI's taxonomy places the organism in Eukaryota, Fungi, Ascomycota, Leotiomycetes, Helotiales, Amorphothecaceae.
GAUGCCUCAGCCUCAAACAAACCUUGCACCAAUGGUGAGGAAGCUCCAGACCUCGUCCCAAGAACAAACGAUCCUUCUACCACGCACGACUUGAGGCUGAUUGUAAUAAACUUCUUGGCUUAAUCCCAGAGGAGGACUCCUGAGGGUGGCUUCCCUAAUGAAGUUGUGAACAUUGGCAUUCCUUCCAGCGAAGCUCAUCGCUGCUCGCAAAUAUAUAAGUUUGGCUAAUUCACCUGCACUUCCGAUCUCUCUCAUUCAGAACAACAGCAUCAAUCCGAUCAAUACAAAGAACAUCAACAUCCGCAUUACUUUCCAGCAACUCAUUCCUCGAGAUCUUAUCCUAUUUUCCUUCCUCCAUUCAAUCAAGAAUCUUUCUUCAAUAUGCAGUUCUCCAAGCAACAAACAGCCGCUCUCGCAGCUCUUCUUCUCGCUCUCCCUGCCUUUGCUUCUCCUAUCCCGGGCCCUGCUUCUACCCCAACUCAUGACAACCUGAUCUCUUCCGAGAGAAUCGUGCCGGGUUCAUAUAUCUUGAAUAGAGAAACGAUCCCUAACAGCGUGGUCUCUUCCGGGAGAUUCAAGCCGGAAACAUAUUCUCGCAUUAAGGAAGAAUUGAGCCACUGGCCCGAGAUUACUCCCGGGGUGAAACAUGAGGAACGCGGCCUCUUCAACAAAAACAAAAAGCCCACGACUACGGACGCCCCAGCGAGCUCAAAAACCGCGGAUCCUACAAACACCGCGGAACAUGCACCUGGAGCCACCCCAACAGAAAAGGGAUCAAAAACCGACAAGUUCGUCAAUGGAGCACAAAAGGUAUCAGACACCGGAAGUGCAGUGAAUGGCGUUGCACAAACUGGAAACGAACUUUGGAACUCAGCAAAGAACGCUUGGAACGACGUCUUCCACGGCGGCGAAUCAUCCGGUGCCGGUGCGGAGCCAGCGGCCUAGGGGAUUCCUGUCUUGACCGAAAACUGACUGGUGUCCAAGAAGAUCGCGUUUUGGUAUAUGUGAUGGAAUCGCGAACUGGGAAAAUCGCGGGACUUGGAAGUGGCUGUUCAUAUGAGGCAUGGAUUUCGUUUUCCAGCCAACCCAAAAGCAUUUUAGCAUGGAGUUAUGGAGUUUAAAAGGAUUAAGAUAAAAGCAUGAAGCUUUUAUCAGAGGGAUACUUUGGGAUUUUUGUCUGAUUAGAUAGGUUGCGCUUUUUUCCAAUGUACG